Messenger RNA from Saprolegnia diclina VS20, 1338 nucleotides. RefSeq lists its product as hypothetical. Gene Ontology annotation, molecular function: ATP-dependent diacylglycerol kinase activity. Bases 303 to 1040 code for a protein of 245 amino acids. Gene Ontology annotation, biological process: signal transduction. Lineage: Eukaryota; Oomycota; Saprolegniomycetes; Saprolegniales; Saprolegniaceae. The record is from RefSeq and is a predicted model, not a curated record. The transcript is spliced from 7 exons.
UGAGCGACCAUCGAUCGUCAAGGCCCUCCGGCUCGAGGCCGUUCCGAACAACGCCAUGGCGAGUCCGGACGCCUCGCGCCACUUCAAGCGCAAGGCCACCAUCAAGAUGAAGAAGGAAGCGUUCGCGGCCUUCCGCUUCGUCUCCGGCCGCACCGACCGCAAACGCAGCGCCAGCGCCGCGGCCCAAUGGAAGGACGCAACCUGCGGCCGCCAAGGAGAAAGCCGAGCAAGACGAGCCCACUGCAAUCUCGCCUCUCGCAGCUCCAACAGACCGCGAAGCCAUCCAAGACGCGCUCGCCACGAUGAGCAAGGCCUUCGAGAAGCAAGCCAUGGCGACGAGCGCCAUGAAGGCUCAAGGCCGCUUCAAGACCUCUUCUCGUGGCACGACCACAACAUUUGUGGUCUGCAUGAUCUGCGGUGCCAACGCGCAUGCGCACUGCGCGACGGCUCGCUCCAUGCCCGCCCACUGCAUGUGCAAGCAGGCGGCCGUCCUGUCCGGCUCAACGUGCGACUGGGGCCCGCGCCACGAGCUCGAGCUGCCCGCCAAGUUUGCGCGGAUCCCGCAGCCCAAGGCGGAAGUCACGCCCCCGACGACCCGCGGCCGACGUGUUUUCGUGCCCAUGGGCGUCGUGCCGGCAGGGUUGUUGAUCAAGCACCGGUACUCAAGCACGCCAGCUGCCCUCGACGUCGAAAUCGAGCUGCCGUCCGAGUGGAAGGCCAAGACGCUCUUGGUGCUCAUCAACGGCGGAAGCGGUGGCCAAAUGGGUGACAAGAUUGCGAAUGAUUUGCGCAAGCUGCUCAACCCGCUGCAGAUUUACAACAUCUCGGGCUCUUGUCCCCCGAUCGGUCCCUUGACGCCGUUCAAGACGGUCAAGGGGCUCCAAAUUCUCGCGUGUGGCGGCGCGGUUGGCUGGGUACGUCUCGUGCAACAUGGCGACGCGCACUCUUGUACGACUGCGAUAGGUGCUGCAAACCAUCGACGAGGUUGGGUUCGAGACGCCUCCACCCGUCGCGAUUCCCCCGCUGGGUACCAACAUUGACCAUAGUUAUUUGGCCUUGGUACCGGCAACGACGUUGGGCGCGUUUCGGGCCGGGGUGGUGGCGACACUCCGAAUCAGCCCAUGAGCCGCCGCAAGAUUUGAUCCGACUCUUUACAGCACGAGCGCCCCGCCGCGCUAUUUCGACUGCUGGAUCGUCCAAUGUGUUUGCGGUCGAAGGCACACCUCCUUUCACGUUGACCAUCCAGCAGUCGAAGAAGCACGGCUGGGCGCUCGUAAGGUCCGCCUUGGACAACGACUUUCGUACUUUGCUAGUCAUAAUGAUUGUAAUCAAAUGUCC